AUUCAUAAGCGGGCAAUGCUUGCGAACGGGCGACAACGCGAUACGGGAUAAAGAUACCUUGAUAAAGAAAUUGUACUCGUAUGUACAAGAAGCUGCAGCAGCAAAGGCUUACAAAAGUUUUUAAGUGCCGUGGCAGAAGAGAAAAUCUAAAAUCUAAAGUGACCAAUAUUUUAAACAAAAAAACUAAACUCUAUAUAUGAUUUGAAAAAAAAAAAAACAGCCAAUAUGAAGGAGUUUAGCAAAAUGUUUGCGCGACGAUAUAGUUCAGUAUCAAGAGACGUAGAGGCCAGCAAUCAGCGGCAGUCAGCAGUGACCCCUGGAUCUGGGUUGAGCACAGACGCAGAUCCUGCGGUGUCUUGUGCCGCUCAGGUAGCACUGCAACGAAUCCAGCGCCGCAAAAGUCUCAAGGCAAAUCGUUCAAUGAAUCCGAUAGACAUACUAAGCAGCUUUUUCAACGAGCCAAUCCAAGGCAAACGGAAUCGAGUUCCUACCCGUUUAUUUAUACUUCUAGUCAUCGGAUUUUUGGCUAUUAUAACAUCUACACUGAUUAAAGUUUUGGAACCAUACGAUUUGAUAUUUAAAUGGAAAUUAAUCAUGACAGAGGGAGGUGAGAUCUUUAAUCUGUGGGCCCAGCCUCCAGUCGAUCUGUAUAUUAAGAUAUAUUUGUUCAACAUAACCAAUGCCAACGCGUUUUUAGCGGGUCGCGAGCAGCUUAGAGUCGAACAAGUUGGUCCCUAUGUUUAUAAGGAGAUAAUGACACAUGAGAAUGUAACGUUCAAUUCGAAUAACACCAUGUCCAGCACUCCCAGUCAUCCCUUAGUCUGGCAGGAGGAAAUGUCUGGGAAUUGUCGUGAGGACGAUGAGGUUGUAAUGCUCAAUAUUGCCAUGCUGGCAAUAUCACACCUUACUGCCAACCAGCCGUUCUUAGUUAGAAUGGCUCUGAAGACACUACUACUGAGUACAAAGUCGGAGCCAAUAGUUCGCACCACUGCCAAGGAAUUCAUGUUUGGCUAUCCCUCCGCCCUGGCCACUCUCGGCAACACCUUCCUUCCAAAUUGGAUUUCCUUUGAAAAGGUUGGGCUUAUCGAUCGCAUGUACGACUUCUCAACGGAUUUCGAGACGUUCUACACAGGCGUGCCCAAUCCAGCGCUUUCGGGAUUAUAUGCAUCGUAUCGCGGAGAGACAACGCUGCCACAGUGGGACGGGGACCAUUGCAGCAACAUAGAGUUUGCAUCUGAUGGUACAAAGUUCAAAAGCUUCAUUCAGCCUAACGAGACCGUUAAGUUCUUCCGAAAAAGCAUGUGUAGACCGAUAAACUUGUACCGGGUGGGAAACGAAAAAACCUAUGGCAGCCUUAAAGGAUAUAAUUAUGUAUUUGAGGAUAACGCCUUUGAUAAUGGCGCAACUAAUGAAGCUAACAAAUGUUUUUGUAGAAAAGGUGACUGUCAGCCGGUUGGACUUAUUGAUGUUACUGACUGCUAUUACGGAUUCCCAAUCUCCUUAAGUUUUCCCCACUUCAUGAACGGUGACGUGGGGCUCCAACAAAACGUCACCGGCAUAAGUCCAGAUCCGGAUAAACACUCAUCAACCUUUGUCAUUCAACCGGAAUCCGGCCUGCCGUUGUCACUCUCUGUAAAAGUGCAAAUUAACAUGCACUUUAAGGACCUGAGCAAUUUUCCAGUAGUAUCUGUAUUUAAUCAUCUAACAGUGCCAAUGUUGUGGUUUGAAAUCAUGAUGUCAAAGCUGCCCGACAGCUUGGACUCGCGGUUCAACUUUUACCUGAACAUUUUGCCGUUAGUUAAUCCCUUAGGCUUUUGGAGUGGCAUACUAUUGGGAAUAAGUCUUUUGGGGUAUGCAAUAACCAAGGCCACGCUUCACAUGUCUACCUUUUCUCGACGAGCUGCUAAUAUAACAGAUGUUAAAUAUGUACGAGCAAAUUUAAUUCAAAACAUCGCAGGUGAAGCAGCGAAUCAUGCUUACAGUCCGUGCGAUAUUAAGUUACUAGAUGAUAUUUCGGUUGUAAGGCAUCCUGUUAAUAAGCAAACAGUCCAGGAUUCUGGAUUCAGUUCAAAAACAACAUACGCCUUGGAUAUGGAACCUGCUUUAUUAGACACGAGCGAGAGCAGCGACGAGGGGCGAGAUUGUGAUAUUGUUACCAUAUCCCGUAAUUCUACAAGCACCCGCUUUUGCGCAGAUGAAAAAAAAUGCUGGCUCGGCGACGAUAUACGAGUCGAGUGUUUCACCGAGAGUCGAGCUCCUCAAACGAUUUUGAAAAGGGAAGAACAAAUACAUUAAGGCAACAGGUGACAGGCUCAGGUGUAACUCAGGGAGCCCAAAGUUUAUCAGCUCACUUUUCGCCAUGGAGAAAUCACCAUUUAGUGGUUUUGGAUGUGUAACCGAUCUGGAACAUUAGGUUUUUGGCUAAUAAAUCUAAGUUAUAGAAUACAGCUCUCGUAGUGUUAAUUCAAUCGCUAAUUUGAUUCAAUUUAUUUUAAUACACACGCUAAUAGCUGUUUAAAAACUGUGAUAGGUUUAAACAAAAUGUUGUAGUUCAUAAUGCUUAGAAGAAUUACAUUUUACCCCUGUAAAU
This is a messenger RNA of Drosophila melanogaster (fruit fly), 2590 nucleotides long. RefSeq lists its product as uncharacterized. Bases 226 to 2295 code for a protein of 689 amino acids. The record is from RefSeq and is marked reviewed. Gene Ontology annotation, cellular component: plasma membrane; membrane. Gene Ontology annotation, biological process: vesicle-mediated transport. The transcript is spliced from 10 exons. Lineage: Eukaryota; Metazoa; Arthropoda; Insecta; Diptera; Drosophilidae.